UUUAAUUGCUAUGUCAAUAUCAACUUAACCUUUUUGUUUGUUUAUUGUAGCCGGUGGUUUGACGAUAAUGCCUCUCAUUCAUCAAAUAAGAUGCUUGUUAGGCUUCUUAAAGAUUUACGCAACCGUUUUAGUGGGUUAAAAUGUUUAAAUCCAUGGAUGAUCGACUUAUUGGCUCAUCGUUCACUGUUAAACAACAAACAAACAUUACCCAUUCAGAUAGCAUACAGGAGAGUCAUACAGCUACUAGCCGGUGGACUAUUUCUUCCUGGUUCAGCUGGAAUAAUAGAUCCUUGUGAAAGUGGUAAUAUAAGAAUUCAAACCUUACUAUCAUUGGAACAACAAGACCUACUGUGCAUGACUGCACAACAUUUAGUUCGUGUGAUGGCUCAUGGUGGUUUUAUUGCUGUACUAAAUGGAAAUGAUAAUAUUCUAAAAUUGAAAUCUAUUAACGGUAUUGUUUUUGAAGACUUGCAAAAGGCAUAUGAAAAACAAGAAGAGAUGGUAGAAGAUGUGGAUGCUACAAAUGCAGAAAAUGAAGAGAUAGCAAUGGAGAGCACAUAAGUCAAUAAUUAUAAUUUAGUUUUUUUUUUUUUAAUUGUGAUUUUCGUGUAUAUAUUUAAUGUUUGUGUGUGUGCAUAUUUAAUACAUUUUCUGUUUUUCAACUCAUUAGGAAAUUAUUAAUACGAUAUAUUAUAUUUGUACAUUUAAGAACCUCUUGUUAUGUAACUCUUUCAUUAAAUAAAUUUCUUUUAAGAUAUAACAGUUUUCAAACAAAAUUUUUUUAUUAAAUGUAUUAUAAAAACAAGAGUAAUAUAACAUAAUAUUUAAAAUGUGAUUAGUGACUAGAUUUAAUGACUAGAUUAGUGUUUUCAGGCAAUAUAAUUUAAGGCAAGUAAUAUUAUUACAGUAUUAAUAUACAUAAUAUAAAAAAAAGAACAAUAAUAAUAAUUUAUUGACUACCUCCUAUGAGCUAAUUGUAAUACAGUUAUUUCAUUAAUUCAUGGAACAAUGAAAUAUUUAAUUAUACUAGCAUAAAAUUCACCUGAACUGGUGGUUUGUAUGUUGAAUUCCAUUCAGUAUUUGUCUAAUAUUUUUCCUUUUUUAUAAUACACAUUUCGAGUACACUUGUUGACUCGAUUAAUUCCAUCUAGUGUAUAAUACAUUUAUACCAGAAUAAACUGAAACAAGCAAUAAUAUUCAUUUAUCAAUG
Messenger RNA from Diuraphis noxia (Russian wheat aphid), 1210 nucleotides. Its product is annotated as interleukin enhancer-binding factor 2 homolog. Gene Ontology annotation, biological process: positive regulation of DNA-templated transcription. NCBI's taxonomy places the organism in Eukaryota, Metazoa, Arthropoda, Insecta, Hemiptera, Aphididae. Gene Ontology annotation, molecular function: DNA binding; double-stranded RNA binding. The record is from RefSeq and is a predicted model, not a curated record. Gene Ontology annotation, cellular component: catalytic step 2 spliceosome.